CAACAACAUAUCAACAGAUCGCAAAAAUAAAAAAAACAAGGAAAACGUGGAGGAUGUGAGAACACGCUGGAUGCAAUAGUAACAAAUUAUCUCAAUUAAAAACGAAAACUUACCAAUACCCUAAACUAGCCACUAACUUAUUAGGGCUCAGACAAAGAACGUCGUGUUCGCAACGAGCCUUUUCUAUUCGAAUUCGGCCAAAUCAUCUAUUUGUUGGUCGUUGAAUACUUAAGAAGAGGGAGCAUUUGCAUUCCUUUUGAUGAAGCACUUCCCGUAUUUUGUAUAUUUGAUUUAUGCUAAAAGGUUAAGAACAUAACCAAUAUGCUUGGGACGUAUAUCGAUGAUUGCCUGAACAUUAUGCACAUUGUUGUCUUGGGCGAAAUAUCAUGGCGCCUUAUUUGUGCUGCCAAGGAGUAUUUUAUAUAUUAUUAUCACUACGAAGUUCCCGGAAGACUUUGGCAAAUUUUAAAAAGAUCAUUCAGUACUAAGUCCACAGCACAACCUUACUUGCUGUUAAUUGUCUGUGGAACAUUAUGCAGAUGUAGCAUGACUUUAAGAUUGUCUUGGCCAGCAUUACGUUUUCUUCCUCUGUACUUUUUAUAUCGGGGGCUGGACAUAAGUUUUUCAAAUUUACAGUACGCUUACUGGAUAAGAGGAUCUCACGGUCUAGAUUAUGCCGAAGGCAUGGCGUCCAAUUAUUUUCAUGGUUAUCUUAAAUUGGCUCUGCCUUCGCACAACGAAGGUGAGGGCAUAAAACAAAGGAUUGCUUUGUACGAGUCCCAAGAAGGUGUAAAAUUCAUUCUUAACCGUUUGGUUAUCUUAGUGCCUAGCACAAUGUUUGUAAAUUCCAAAAUCGAAAGCUCUAUUCUUACAAGAGACGGAAUCAAGCCACUGGACACGAUUGUUAAAAAUCGGGCAGGCGUUGCUAGGCCAUUUAAAAAUAAUGUUUAUCGUUUUACAAAACCUAUUAAUGGUACAUACUAUUACGUCGCUUUAGAAGGCGCUACACCUUUAUUAUCGUUUUUUGAAGCCAUGCAUCAUCGGACGUCUAUGACAAGGCAAAUGGUAGAAAUGAAGCGAGAAAUACUUUUAAAGUUCUAUCACCAU
Molecule: messenger RNA, 1107 nt
Organism: Glossina fuscipes
Lineage: Eukaryota; Metazoa; Arthropoda; Insecta; Diptera; Glossinidae
Gene: Sting
Exons: 3
Biological process (GO): positive regulation of type I interferon production; autophagosome assembly; reticulophagy
Cellular component (GO): endoplasmic reticulum membrane; autophagosome
Molecular function (GO): 2',3'-cyclic GMP-AMP binding; cyclic-di-GMP binding
Source: RefSeq, a predicted model, not a curated record